This is a messenger RNA of Anolis carolinensis (green anole), 3039 nucleotides long. RefSeq lists its product as uncharacterized. The record is from RefSeq and is a predicted model, not a curated record. NCBI's taxonomy places the organism in Eukaryota, Metazoa, Chordata, Lepidosauria, Squamata, Anolidae. Bases 1858 to 2679 code for a protein of 273 amino acids. The transcript is spliced from 5 exons.
GGAAAAAUAUAGAGUUGGGGGCCUAAUAGUUUGAAGUGUGAGGAAAAAUAUAGAGUUUGGGGCCUAAUAGUUUAAAGUGUGAGGAAAAAUGUAGAGUUUGGGGCCUAAUAGUUUGAAGUGUGAGGAAAAAUAUAGAGUUUGGGGCCUAAUAGUUUAAAGUGUGAGGAAAAAUGUAGAGUUUGGGGCCUAAUAGUUUAAAGUGUGAGGAAAAAUAUAGAGUUUGGGGCCUAAUAGUUUGAAGUGUGAGGAAAAAUGUAGAGUUUGGGGCCUAAUAGUUUAAAGUGUGAGGAAAAAUAUAGAGUUUGGGGCCUAAUAGUUUAAAGUGUGAGGAAAAAUAUAGAGUUUGGGGCCUAAUAGUUUGAAGUGUGAGGAAAAAUAUAGAGUUUGGGGCCUAAUAGUUUAAAGUGUGAGGAAAAAUGUAGAGUUUGGGGCCUAAUAGUUUAAAGUGUGAGGAAAAAUAUAGAGUUUGGGGCCUAAUAGUUUGAAGUGUGAGGAAAAAUGUAGAGUUUGGGGCCUAAUAGUUUAAAGUGUGAGGAAAAAUGUAGAGUUUGGGGCCUAAUAGUUUGAAGUGUGAGGAAAAAUAUAGAGUUUGGGGCCUAAUAGUUUGAAGUGUGAGGAAAAAUGUAGAGUUUGGGGCCUAAUAGUUUGAAGUGUGAGGAAAAAUGUAGAGUUUGGGGCCUAAUAGUUUAAAGUGUGAGGAAAAAUAUAGAGUUUGGGGCCUAAUAGUUUAAAGUGUGAGGAAAAAUGUAGAGUUUGGGGCCUAAUAGUUUGAAGUGUGAGGAAAAAUAUAGAGUUUGGGGCCUAAUAGUUUGAAGUGUGAGGAAAAAUGUAGAGUUUGGGGCCUAAUAGUUUAAAGUGUGAGGAAAAAUGUAGAGUUUGGGGCCUAAUAGUUUAAAGUGUGAGGAAAAAUAUAGAGUUUGGGGCCUAAUAGUUUAAAGUGUGAGGAAAAAUAUAGAGUUUGGGGCCUAAUAGUUUGAAGUGUGAGGAAAAAUAUAGAGUUUGGGGCCUAAUAGUUUGAAGUGUGAGGAAAAAUGUAGAGUUUGGGGCCUAAUAGUUUAAAGUGUGAGGAAAAGUAUAGAGUUUGGGGCCUAAUAGUUUGAAGUGUGAGGAAAAAUGUAGAGUUAGGGGCCUAAUAGUUUGAAGUGUGAGGAAAAAUGUAGAGUUUGGGGCCUAGUAGGUUCUAUUGUGAGGCAAAAUAUAGAGUUUGGGGCCUAAUAGUUUGAAGUGUGAGGAAAAAUGUAGAGUUUGGGGCCUAAUAGUUUAAAGUGUGAGGAAAAAUAUAGAGUUUGGGGCCUAAUAGUUUAAAGUGUGAGGAAAAAUGUAGAGUUUGGGGCCUAAUAGUUUAAAGUGUGAGGAAAAAUAUAGAGUUUGGGGCCUAAUAGUUUGAAGUGUGAGGAAAAAUAUACAGUUUGGGGCCUAAUAGUUUGAAUUGUGAGGAAAAAUGUAGAGUUUGGGGCCUAAUAGUUUGAAUUGUGAGGGAAAAUGUAGAGUUUGGGGCCUAAUAGUUCGAAGUGUAAGGAAAAAUGUAAGUUGUAAUGGAUUUGCAAAUACAGAAAUUUUUUUAAGGAAAAAGAAGUUGGCAUUAAUACUAAAUGUCUUUUGCCCAGAAGCUGGCCGCUUGGAGUGCCUCUGGUGAUGCUGUUAGAAGGGCGAUGAUGUCUUCAGGCCGGAGCCCACCCGCCUGUGCCUGCGCUUGGAGACGGAGACGGGGGUCCCAGGGGAGGCAGGCAGGCAUUUUCUGUCCCCUUUCCGUGGCCGUGGACAGACGGGAUCCCUUGGAAGGACCGCACGGGAGAGACCCCUCCAGAAAGAAGGUCCUGGCGCUGGCCCGGCUCCUGCUCAGCCUCCAGAAACACCAUGAAGCGACUGGUGCAUUACCAGUGCUGCACAUGGAGCGAAGGGGUGGAGCUCCCACCAAUCCAGCCAACGACCACCUACCACAGGGUCAGCAGCCGCCCGCUGGAGCGCCCGUCCCCGCUGCCGCCGCCUGUCCCUGCCCACCACCACCACCCCGUGGCACCGGCCGGGCCUCGUCGUGCACGCUGGGAGCCGGCCGCCCACCGUGCCGACGAGGCCCGCGCCAGGAAGACCGGCCUGGCGUUCCAAAAAUUAGAGGAGGCUGCCUGGCGUAUUUAUAGAGACCACCACGAGCGGCAGUGGGCGGCGAUGAAGGAAGGCCGGUGCGACGUGGUGGCUCUGCGCGAGGCCCAGCGGACGGCCCUCGUCGCCCUCUUCCGACGCUUCCUCUUCUUUGAGUUGCCAAGGCUCAAGGUGCACUCCCGGCGGGCCCGUGACGCCCAGGAGCGGCUCUUGGCCCUCCUGGAAGCUGAGGUCCGCCGGGGGUGCCCUUGGAGGAAGAUCAGCUUAUUAAUCCAACGGGCCGAAGAAGAGGAGGCGGCGGAGGAGGGCGGCGAGGAGGGCGAGGCGGCGGAGGAGGAGGUGCAGCAACACCCGCCCUCGCCUCCCCGCCUCGCCACCGUCCGCCUGUCACCACCCUGCCAGCCUCGGCCACCACCUCCCCGGCCUUCCUUCACCGCCGCCCAAGCUCGCCGCCGCAGCCUCCUCGGACGCCAGGCCAGGGCCACCGUGGGCAGGGACCCACACCAAGGCGGCGGCAGUGGCAGCGGACAAGGCCUCCAGCUGGCGGUCAUCGGGAAGGCCCUUCUGAAGAGGCCGUGAGCCCCCCGCCCAGCUCCAACGGCGAGGGUCCGGAGGGGAGGCCGGGGGUCGGGCCGGAUCUUGGGGCGGACACAAGGGGUUGGUGGCGCGCCCCUCUCCACAUCUGCUGCCGGGGCCCCUGAAGAACGUGGUGCCGCUCCACCUGCUGAGCACCACCACCAGACCCAGACGCAGGCCGCCGGCCAGGCCAGACCCCCACCAAGAUGGCCGCCCCCACCCCUCCGCCACAACCUGGUGCAGACGUGCUGGCAGGACAACCCCACGGUGCGCCCCUCCCUCCCCGAGGACCUCCACCCCACUUCCCGUGAGGCCUCCUUCCUGGACAGCGAGGAGGAGAACAAGCCGCCGGAGACGGAGGAG